Molecule: messenger RNA, 3543 nt
Organism: Verticillium nonalfalfae
Lineage: Eukaryota; Fungi; Ascomycota; Sordariomycetes; Glomerellales; Plectosphaerellaceae
Exons: 1
Coding region: 1-3543 (1180 amino acids)
Source: RefSeq, a predicted model, not a curated record
AUGUUGACGACAACUGCAUCCUCUGCCUCGGCUCGAGCCAAGCUUCUCCAAAGUGCCUCAUCUACAUCCACCACUCGUGCCCUGACAGCUUCAUUAUACCGCGGGCAGGCCCGCACCCACCUCACAAGCCGAGGGUCUGGCAACGAUCCGACACCAUCAUUGACAAGUCCCUACGCUCCAAUUGACCCCAUCACCAAUCGUAGGAUCCCUACGUACACUGAACGCAACACGAUCCUCGCCAAAGCCCUGAAGGCUAGUUUCCUCAGGACGCCAGUGCAUUCGGAUGGCCCACCAUCGGCCCAGGAGCUGCGUAAAUACCGCCAGGUCGAUAUUGACGAUCAGCCAUGGGUUACCGUUCAGCUUAGGUCCAACAAAUACUCCGAUCUCAACGGAUACAAGCCCGUCCUGAGCAGCUCUGCCCCAACCCACGCCAGCUCAGCGCAGAAGUACAGCGAUCUCCACAAAUAUAAACCGCUCGUUGAUCAGGUGGAUACCGCUCACGAUGUCGAGCCGAAAUACAAUGAUCUCCACAAAUACGGCCCCGUUGAUGUCCACAACGCCGCAUCUUCGGCACCUGCGGCGACCGAGGGCACUCACAAGUAUAAAGACCUUCACAAGUACGUCCCUGUCGCAUGGAGGGAACCCCAUGGGGAGGCCCCGCCAUCUGCCGAAGAGAAGUCGAAACAUUACUCAGAUCUGGACAAAUACCGCCCUAUCAGCUUUAAUGAACCGAAUGGCAACCUUCCUCCUACUGCAGAGGAAGUAUCCAAACAAUAUUCCGACCUGGACAGUUAUCAGCCAGUGCGUUUCAACGAGCCAAGUGGGAAAUUGCCGCUCACACAGGAAGAGCUUUCCAAGCAAUACACGGAUCUUGGCGCGUACCGUGCCGUGCAGUUCAAUGAACCCCACGGAAAGCCCCCGCUCACCCCCGAGGAGCUUUCCAAGCAAUACACGGAUCUUGAUGAAUACCGUCCCGUGCGAUUCAAUGAGCCCGAUGGGAAGCUGCCGCCUACACAAGAAGAGCUCUCUAAACAGUACACAGAUCUGAACGAGUAUCGUGCUGUGCGGUUCAACGAACCCACUGGGAAGCUUCCACCCACCCAAGAAGAGCUCUCAAAGCAGUACACAGAUCUGGACAACUACCAUGCUGUGCGAUUCAACGAACCCAACGGGAAACUCCCACCCACCUCUGAGGAGCUUUCAAAGAACUACACGGACCUGGACAAAUACGGGCCAGUGCGAUUCAAUGAACCAGAUGGUAAACUUCCUCCUUCGGCUGAAGAGGUCUCGAAGCAGUACACCGACCUCGACCAAUAUCAGCCCGUACUGUUUAACGAGCCCAAUGGCAAACUGCCACCAACAUCCGAGGAACUUUCUAAGCAGUAUGAUGAUCUGCACAAGUAUGGUCCUGUCUAUUGGAAUGAACCCAACGGGAAACUUCCGAUCAGUGCCGAAGAGCAGUCGAAAUUCUACGCCGAUCUAGACAGUUACGGACCUGUCAUGUGGAACGAGCCCAAUGGCCAAUUGCCACCAACUGCUGAGGAGCGAUCCAAGCACUACACAGACUUGGACGCAUAUGGUCAGCCCGUCAUGUGGAACGAACCGAAUGGCAAGUUUCCCAUGUCUGCCGAAGAGCGCUCGAAGAAGUAUCAAGACCUUGAUAAGUAUGGACCGGUUCAGUGGAACGAGCCCGACGGGAACCUUCCCCUUACCCCAGAGGAACUUUCGAAGCGGUACGCGGACUUGGAUGCCUACCAGCCUGUCAGGUGGAAUGAGCCCGACGGCCGACCAGCAAUGACUGCUGAAGAGGCCAGCAAACAAUACGAUGACGUCGACAGUUAUCAGCCAAUUCGGUGGAACGAGCCCGAUGGCAAGCCAUCUAUGAGCCCUGAAGAAGCGAGUAAGCAGUAUGAUGACUUGGACCAAUAUGACAGGCCUUUUGCUCACAACGAACCUGACGGCAAGCCCGCCAUUACUCCAGAGGAAGCCAGCAAGCCAUAUAACGAUCUCGACCAAUACAAGCCAGUCCGCUGGAACGAGCCCAACGGGCAACCUCCUAUGGACCCCGAAGAAGCCAGCAAGCGUUACAAGGACCUCUCCGACUACUCCGAGCCAUUCCAGCACAAUGAGCCCGAUGGCAGACCUCCCGCGCAGCAAAAAAAAUCCGCUGUAACAGAAGAUUUGUUCAACUACGGAGCUUUUCGUUACAAUGAACCUGACGGCAAGGCAGAGGAUAUUGAUCUGCUGCGCGCAAGCGAUCUGCGUGCCAAGUCAUUGCAGUCUGCGAGUGCAACUCAAAAGAUGCGCGCUGCGCUGGACACGGAAUCAUUGGAAAGAGACAAUUCACGGCAUGGUCGGGAAUGGGAGAAUGCGAACAAGGCAGCCAAGACCACCCUCAAGCAGUCCAAGAUAAAGUCGCAGGACUCGAGUGAGGCGACCCGAAAUGUCACUGGCAACUAUGUGAAGGACUUCCCCGAGGAUUUCGCCGUCUCUUGGAGCGCGAUGCUUGGGCAAAAUGAUGCCGCAAUGGAAUAUCAAAAGAAACUCGAAAACGGCACGCGGGAGCCGGAGCAAGGCGAUGAGGACAUUGCAUCCUUUGACGAGAGUUUUCCCAAGCUUGAGUCCACCAUAGAACCCCAAGCUUUCACUCCAGCUCUGCACAAAAUCGAGCCGGCGUUGAACCGUGGGUCAUCUCUCCUUGACAGCCAGAAGCGGGCUGAUCGACUGCGUACACUCGCAGAUCCAUACUCUACGGAGCCUCAAGGACUAGAGCUCAGCUACCUGCAGGAAUGCGGCGGCAAGCCUACUGGUCCUACUUUUGUCAGAACCUAUGGAACAGUUAGCGACGCUGUCUCGGCUGCCGCAACACAGGCAAAGGCAGCCUCUAAUGCAGCUGAGCCUGCCAGGGAGGCGGCUCCCAAGCCAUCAUACUACAAGAUUCUGGCUUUCGAUCCGACGACCAAUUCCAUUAGCACUGCUGAGACGUCGUCGCUUGCCAUAGACAGCUCUGUCCCACUGACACCACCAGAGGCAAUGAUGCGUCUGUCCAAUCCCGUCAAGUUCUUCCCGCACCUAGCACCACUUCAGGCGCAGGGGUACGAGAUUGUCUCUGGGAACGGAGACGUCCUUGUGUUUCGCAAGGUCCGCAACGCCCAGCAAGAGACGAUCAGCACUCGUUCGACAACGGAACAGGCCACGAGAUACCAGCCCCCAAGGGUGAACCCCAUUGACAUGAUGGGCAGUCAGCCCGUCACCCCACACUCAUACUCGGCGAGCCCGACAGGGUUCGUGAACUUUGAAGAUGACAGUGCCGAAGUGGACCAGAAGCCACCCCCACCUUACCGAGGAGGCUACGGCGCAUCAGGUGCGGGCCCUGCUGCCAGCGGGUUUGCAGCAGACGAGGAGCCAAAGAGGGCCGGCAAGGCCAAGAAGGUACUGUUGGGUGCCGCGUGGGUUGGAGGCAUUUCGUAUGCUUUCGGUACCGUUGGCCAGUACUUCAGGACGGGUGGUGCUGAUGGGAAGGGUCCAGGGGAACGGCUAUGA